AUGAGCUUCCGGCUGACCUCGUAUCCCAGGAACAACGCUCCGUUAGCAGGGAAGGUGCGCACCAUGGUGGGGGAGCCAGCCAAGUUGUAUCCUCCAGUUUCGGCAGAGAAGAGGAAACCAAUCAGAGUUCUCUCUCUGUUUGACGGCAUUGCCACAGUUAAUCAUCACCUUAAUUCGUGCAAUACUUUGCUUUAUGACCAAAUUCCCAACUUCCUCUGGUGUACUUUCCAAAGCACCAGUGCUGUUCAGUGCUUAUUGGCCAAAGUUAGCAAGCUAUACCACGAUGGUAAACAUGGUCUGCUGGUGCUGAGGGAUCUGGGGAUGCAGGUGGACAAAUAUGUUGCGUCCGAGGUGUGUGAGGACUCCAUUACUGUGGGCAUGGUCCGACACCAUGGCCGCAUCAUGUACGUGGGAGACGUCCGCAACGUAACACGCAGACAUAUCGAGGAGUGGGGACCAUUUGACCUGGUGAUCGGAGGAAGCCCCUGCAACGACCUCUCGAUAGUCAACCCUGCAAGGAAAGGCCUUUUUGGUAAGUGUUAGGAAAAUAUCACUCGUCCCCGGCUUGAGCUUCAAUCUCAGGAUCCA
Notothenia coriiceps (black rockcod) is the source of this 588-nucleotide messenger RNA. RefSeq names its product DNA (cytosine-5)-methyltransferase 3A-like. The record is from RefSeq and is a predicted model, not a curated record. The coding region runs from base 1 to 543 and encodes 180 amino acids. Lineage: Eukaryota; Metazoa; Chordata; Actinopteri; Perciformes; Nototheniidae. Gene Ontology annotation, cellular component: cytoplasm; nucleus. Gene Ontology annotation, biological process: negative regulation of DNA-templated transcription. The transcript is spliced from 5 exons.